UCACUUACAUUCGUAAAUAUUGUGAUCGGAAAACUGGCGAACAGCGUUUUACUAACUUCUCUUGUUGCAUAUUUAUUAACAGAAAAAAAGUCUUGCUUUUAUCUGAUAAUGCUACAUUUUCGUCGAUUUGUCCAUAAAGGAUCAAAGUAUGCAGGCCUUUUUCCUGUGAAGUUUUUCAACAAAAAGCACAAAAUUCCUGCCCAUCUUUAUGCGGCCGACGACCAGUUGGUGGAGCAAAUAAACAAUGCUAUUGAGCCCUUUAUGAAGCAAACAAAAUGUGACACCGCUGUUGAAAUAAAUCCUGGAAUAGGUUUAUUUACACGCAAAUUAAUAAACCGUGAAGACCAACUACGUAAAAUUGUUUUAAUCGAAGCUGUGGAUCACUUCAUGUCAGGGCUCAGAGACUUGCAUAAUUUGUAUCCAGAACGCGUAAAGGUAAAGCAUGGUGAUGUUCUGGGCCUAUGGAAAUUGAUGUUUCAGGAUAAUAUGGACGGAGGUACACGCGUUGCUGAUAUGUUAAGUGACUUGCCAAGUCGGGAAUUUAAUGAAGAACCGAUUGCGCUCCUGUUUGGCGCUGUUGGCUGUUAUAACUUUUUCAAGCACCUCAUAAACUCGAUAGUCUUUCAAAAUGGUUUGCUUAGUUGGGGGCGUUUCGAAAUGUACCUAGCUGUGCCGCCACCCAUUUACAUUCAUCUCACCUGCAGUCGGGAAAUUGGUUAUAUGCUCUACAGAUCAUCGUCAAUGCUUUUCCAAAUGAUGUUCGAGUACCGCUUCAUUGCACGGCUGCCGCGAGAGCAAUUCCUACCUAACCAAAGGAAAACUUCUGCAACAAAAGGUAGCAAGUUGUAUAAGGUGGAAUCAAUUAACCCCGAAUAUUUGUACUUGGUUAGAAUAGUGCCGCGCCGUAAUUUUUAUGAUCUCUGCCCGAUAAAUGAUUUGCAAGCACUGUGGUACUUUGUUAAACAGAACUGCAUUAGUCGGCGAAAUCGCAUCAUACCCAACUUAGAAAAAUGGGUACCAGGUUGCGGACCACGUCUCAUCAUAAACAGCGCUUCGUCUGAAUCUCUGCACCCGCUUUAUCCAGAUGAAAAUAUUUCAGAUUUACCGCACUAUUCAACUCGCUGCACAACUAUGAGCAAUGAGGAUUUUUUUCCACGCAUGAAUAUUUUUACAGAAUUCGGCGAUCUCUCGCCCAGUCAAAUGCUUACAUUAUUCACACAAUUUCGGCACUGGCCUGAAUAUAGUGAAAGUUCAUUCCUUGCUUCGCUUGAAAAUACUUUGCUUAAAAUGGAAGCGUCUGCCGACGAAAGCGGCAUUGGCAUCACUGAAGAAGAUGAUGUGCCAAGUGAAACUGCUUUGGGAGAGUUAAACGAAUUUGAAAAUGAACCCACAAAGCGCAAUCGUAAAUCUGCAAAAAGUAAUUAACAGCUUUAAAGCGGUACACAAAA
This is a messenger RNA of Rhagoletis zephyria (snowberry fruit fly), 1448 nucleotides long. RefSeq names its product mitochondrial transcription factor B2 (gene mtTFB2). Gene Ontology annotation, cellular component: mitochondrial matrix. Gene Ontology annotation, biological process: rRNA methylation; transcription initiation at mitochondrial promoter. Gene Ontology annotation, molecular function: rRNA (adenine-N6,N6-)-dimethyltransferase activity; mitochondrial transcription factor activity. NCBI's taxonomy places the organism in Eukaryota, Metazoa, Arthropoda, Insecta, Diptera, Tephritidae. The record is from RefSeq and is a predicted model, not a curated record.